GAAGACUAUAUGCCAAUAAGCAAUAAGAAACAAACUUGAAGUUCUAGGACUCAUGGAGUACUACUUAUGAAUGAGCAUUCACCCAGGUCAGAUUGAAGCCUCUGAUAAUCUUUCAUUGGAAUCAUGCCUCCUUUCAUGAGCUGCUUUUGCUUCAAGAGUUCAAGAGUUUAUAGACAUAGUCCUGGGUAUGAGAAGCCCACUAUUCUUGCUUCAGAAACUGCUUUUACCGUAAAUGAAGUGGAGGCCUUAUAUGAUCUGUAUAAGAAAAUAAGCAAUUCCAUCAUUAAAGAUGGUCUCCUACACAAGGAAGAAUUCCAACUUGCACUAUUUCAAAGCAGCAGUAAGCAGAAUCUCUUUGCAGACAGGGUAUUUGAUUUGUUUGAUCUCAAGCGUAAUGGGGUAAUUGAGUUUGGAGAAUUUGUUAGAUCAUUGAGCAUUUUUCACCCAAAUGCUUCUGAAGCAGACAAAAUUUCAUUUGCAUUUAGAUUGUACGAUCUACGACAGACGGGCUACAUUGAGCGUGAAGAGGUAAAGGACAUGUUGCUAGCCCUUUUGAGUGAAUCAGAGCUGGCACUUACCGAUGAUGUUAUUGAAUCAAUUGUUGACAAGACAAUGAUGGAGGCAGAUCUAAAGGGAGAUGGAAAAAUUGAUCAAGAAGAGUGGAAAGAAUAUGUGGCAAAACAUCCAUCUCUUAUAAAGAACAUGACUCUUCCAUAUCUAAAGGACAUAACAAUAGCAUUUCCCAGCUUUGUGCUCAACACCGAAGUUCAAGAUUAGAUACGGUUGCAUAUAUAGUAAAGAUAACAGACAGUAGCAAAGCCUUUUCUCCUUGGAAAUAUGUCUAUAAAUAUGUAGUAAUGAGGUUCCAUCACUUCCAUGUGUAGAUCAGCACAAAGUGAAUGGAAGGAACCGAAAUAAAGAGAAGUUUAUUGCAUAGCAUAGCCUCCAUGUUCAGCAGUAUAUGUUUAAUUAUUGAUUUAUAUAAAAAAAUGUACAUGUAAGUUUAGAUUGUUUAUAAUCUGUAACCCUCCCAAACUACGGUGUUUCGUUUUUUGCUUUUCUUACUAGAAGGGUAUG
Molecule: messenger RNA, 1077 nt
Organism: Fragaria vesca subsp. vesca
Lineage: Eukaryota; Viridiplantae; Streptophyta; Magnoliopsida; Rosales; Rosaceae
Product: calcineurin B-like protein 7-like
Exons: 9
Coding region: 124-777 (217 amino acids)
Biological process (GO): calcium-mediated signaling
Molecular function (GO): calcium ion binding; kinase binding
Source: RefSeq, a predicted model, not a curated record